CAGCUUUAUUUGCUCGUUUUCUAAAUUUUAAUCAGUUACAAGUCGUUUUUGACCAAAACAGUUUUUUUCCUCUCUUUCCUUUGUUUUUCUCCUCCCUCAAUGUCGUUGAGACUAUCGAAUUGAAUCUCUCUCUCUCUCUCUACCUAAUUCACUCUCUUUCUAAAAUCCGCUGAAUUCGAAUUCUCUCUGCUUCGCUUUGUGAAUCUUUCACUGUAAUUAGGGUUUUGAGGAAAAUGAAGUCCAAACUGAGAGGAUUUAGACUCAGAAGAAGCGAACCGAAGGACAAAAUUGACUUCUUACCUCCUGCUCAGUUAGAUGAGCUCGCUCAAGCUGCUCAGGAUAUGAAAGACAUGAAGAAUUGCUAUGAUAGUUUACUUUCUGCAGCUGCAGCAACAGCAAACAGUGCAUAUGAAUUCUCAGAGUCAUUGCGGGAAAUGGGUUCAUGUCUGUCGGAGAAAACAGCAUUACAUGAUGAUGAAGGAAGUGGUAGGGUUUUGCUAAUGUUGGGGAAAGUGCAGUUUGAACUUCAAAAACUUCUUGAUAGUUAUCGGUCUCAUAUAUUCCUGACGAUUACAAAUCCAUCAGAAUCCUUGCUCAAUGAACUUCGGACAGUUGAGGAUAUGAAGCGACAAUGUGAUGAAAAAAGAAAUGUCUAUGAAUACAUGGUGGCACAACAGAAGGACAAAGGAAGGUCAAAAGGUGGGAAGGAUGAAAGUAUUACUUUGCAGCAAUUGCAAACAGCUCGUGAAGAAUAUGACGAAGAGGCAACCUUGUGUGUUUUUCGGUUGAAAUCUCUGAAACAGGGACAGUCUCGAAGUCUUCUAACACAGGCAGCUCGUCAUCACGCUGCUCAGUUGAAUUUCUUUCAGAAGGGACUUAAAUCACUUGAGACAGUUGAGCCACAUGUUAGACUGGUUACAGAACAUCAACACAUUGACUACCAUUUCAGUGGGCUUGAAAGUGAUGGUAGAGAAGACGGCGAGGAUGAUGGCGAGGAUGGCGGUGAUACAAAUGAACGCAGGGAACUGAGUUUUGAUUACAGAGAAAAUAAUCAGGGGAAUGCUGUUGUUUCUGCAGCAAGGGGUUCUAUGGAGGUGGAUGAAGAGGACCUUUCAUUCCAAGUUCCAGCAGCAGAAAAUGUAGAGUUAAACCCAGACAAAAACCAUGGUGGUUUCCAGUUCCCAAGCAGAGAACCAAGAGGAGGCAGCCAUUCAGCACCAAUAGUUCCAGAAAGAAAACCUGAUCCAGUUGAAAGAAUAAGACAAAUGCAGCAAGCAUCAAGGAAGUCCAACACAUAUGUGCUGCCCACACCUAUUGAUGCAAAGGGUGCAAUCUCUUCAAGAACAAGUUGUUCAGUUCCCAACACAAGGCAAACAGACAUCAGUGGACGCGCUCACAAUUUGUGGCAUUCUUCCCCAUUGGAACAGAAGAAGAAUGAGAAAGAUUCUGGUGAUGGUCACCUGUCAGAUUUCACUGCUUUAAAAGCACGCUCAGGACAUAAAGAGAGCAACAAUCCUAAUGCCUCCACCCAAUUACCCCCACCUUUAGUUGGUGGAAUCUCAUAUCCGCAGCUUGAUGUACACAAUGCAUCCGAUUACAAAAAAAAUAAAUGGCAAUCCUUCUCUGGUCCAAUAACCAGUAAGCCAUGGUCAAUGAAGCCUUUAUCAUCCAGUGGUCCCAUUUCCUCAACUGAACUUUCACAACAAGUUUCUGGAAUGCUAUCUCGUGGGGCAAAUCCUCAACCUUCUUCAUCCCCCAAAGUAUCCCCAAGUACAUCACCUCCUCUUGUUUCUUCACCCAAGAUAAGUGAGCUUCAUGAACUUCCAAGGCCACCAGGUAAUUUAGCUGCCAAAGCUGCAAAACCUUCAGUGCUGAUUGGACACUCUGCUCCAUUGUCGAGAAAUCCCGAGCUUGCUGGAACAAGCAAGAUUUCUACAGGGGCAGCAAAUUUGGCAUCACCUCUUCCUCCCCCACCCUUGAUAGUCCCACGUAGUUUCUCAAUACCCUCGAGUAGUCAGAGAGCCAUGACAGUGCACGUUUCUAAGCUUUUGGAUUCUUCUCAAGUAUCAUAUAAACCUGGGGAAGUCGAUUCUCCUCCAUUAACACCCAUGUCCCUCGCAAAUAUGAGGCCAGCACCUGCCAUUUCUGAACCAGUACCGCAUUCUGGUCAAAUUAGAGGUGGGAGCUGAUAAUUUGUUAUGCACACUAGCUGAAAAACUUCGAUUUUUUGGAGUUCUCCUGACUAUUUUUUGGAUAUCGUCAUCUACAAGCUCUGGGUACUGUAAAUAUAAUUACUCUAUGCAUUGUUUAGUUUCUCAUCCCAAUUUCUGUUCAUCGUGUGAUUUAUAAUGAUGAGAACUAAGCUCUUCAUAAUUGUGCCAUCAUUACACAUCUUGUAUAUCUUCCAGUCGAGCAAUUUUAUUUUUUAUUUUUUCUUUUCUUU
Populus trichocarpa (black cottonwood) is the source of this 2443-nucleotide messenger RNA. RefSeq lists its product as uncharacterized. The record is from RefSeq and is a predicted model, not a curated record. Bases 234 to 2189 code for a protein of 651 amino acids. The transcript is spliced from 11 exons. NCBI's taxonomy places the organism in Eukaryota, Viridiplantae, Streptophyta, Magnoliopsida, Malpighiales, Salicaceae. Gene Ontology annotation, molecular function: protein binding. Gene Ontology annotation, cellular component: cytoplasm.